Molecule: messenger RNA, 2450 nt
Organism: Neodiprion fabricii
Lineage: Eukaryota; Metazoa; Arthropoda; Insecta; Hymenoptera; Diprionidae
Product: mitochondrial potassium channel ATP-binding subunit
Exons: 10
Coding region: 302-2416 (704 amino acids)
Biological process (GO): transmembrane transport
Cellular component (GO): membrane
Molecular function (GO): ABC-type oligopeptide transporter activity; ATP hydrolysis activity; ATP binding
Source: RefSeq, a predicted model, not a curated record
UCAAUCAGCAGGUGCCGGCCACCCGGCAUAGUCAAUGAAUGAGUAAAAGCGGAACGUCCUUGCGAAGUGUCACCGUUACGUUCCAAUUUUAUAGUAACGUUAGAAUCCGUUACGAGGUCGUUGCCAUUUUGGCAAUCGAUGAUGGAUCGGCUAAGCUUACGUACAGUAAAAUAACGUAGGGUUAACUGUUAGAAUGAAGUCGAAGUUGUGUUGAUCGAAUGUUUAAUUAGAGUGUAAAUUUAUUCGAAUUGAACGGUAAUUUUUAUGCAAGUAAUGAAUUAGAAAAUUUAGGUAGUGAAAAAUGUCUAUUCUACGCAUCGCCUAUCAGCACGCUGGAUUCACAAGGAAUCUGUGCUCACGAUAUCGCCUGGACACAAAGAUAGAAUCGUUAAGCAAGGUAAAGAGAGAUUUCAUCACGCAUCUUCGCAGAGAAUUCAGGCCUAAAACCAGAAGCGAACGUCCGUCUUACAAUGCUGCCGCGUUUGGAAUCGGUGGAAUUGGUAUAGCAACUGCGUGUGUGAUGCAAUGGGCACGAAGCAGAGUGUUAUGUGAAGCCGACAGAACUGCUGGCGUGAUAAAAGUUAGCGAAAAAGAGCCAACUUUUCCAUGGGCUAGAUUCUUUCAGUACUUGUAUCCGCAUGUUUGGCACUUCUUGUUGGCAUUGGCUAGUGCUCUCGCCGUUGCCGUGUUGAAUAUUUGGAUUCCACAAUGUAUGAGUGAAGUUAUAAACGUUGUGGCUAAACUAUCUGACAAAACUGGCUUUUCCGAGAACACUGAAGGCAGAAGUGCGGCGUUUGUCAUGUUUGAGAAAUUGACACAGCCGACCUUUCGUUUGGCACGCAUGUACGUAAGCCAAGCACUCUUCACCUUCGUCUACAUUUACACUCUUUCGGGAAUUGGCGAAAAGAUAGCGAUGAGCCUUCGUCAAGAUCUGUUCAAGUCAGUGAUAAUGCAGGACAUGGCGUUCUUUGAUAGAAACAGAACAGGAGAAAUAGUAAAUCGAUUGACAAGUGAUAUACAAGAUUUCAAGAGCGCGUUUAAAAUGUGCUUUUCCCAAGGUCUCAAAAGCAUUACGCAGAUCGUCGGAUGUGUUAUCUCUAUCAUAAUGAUAUCUCCGCAAUUGACCGGUGUCAUGGUGAUGUGCGUUCCUACCAUAAUAUUAGUAGGUGCUAUCCUUGGUUCAAGUUUGAGAAAAAUGUCAAGCGAAGCUCAGAAUCAGACAGCUAAAUCAACGACCGUUUCCGAGGAAGCCAUCAGCAACAUCAGAACCGUGAGAGCGUUUGCUGCGGAGGAAAGGGAAAUCGAGUUGUUUUCCAAUGAAGUUGAACUAGCAGCAGUGAUGCAUCAGCGCCUGGGCUUUGGUAUCGGCCUUUUUCAGGGUGGGACUAAUUUGUUUCUCAAUGGAAUAGUUUUGGGAACACUUUACCUGGGUGGACAUCUCAUGUCUAUCGGUCAGCUGACUCCCGGGGAUCUAAUGGCGUUUUUAAUGGCGACCCAAACUAUUCAGAGAUCUUUAACUCAGCUGUCUCUUCUGUUCGGCAGCUAUGUGAGAGGGAUCAGUGCAGGCAGCAGAGUUUUUGAGUUUCUUGACCUCCCACCAUCUCCGCUGAUGAUUGGAGGCAACGUAAUCACUGACAGAUGUUUCAGGGGUAAUAUUGAAUUUGAAAAUGUUACUUUCGAGUAUCCGACUCGACCGAACAAACCUAUCCUGAAAAAUUUCAAUCUCAAUAUUCCUGCUGGUAAAACCGUUGCCAUCGUUGGUGCUAGUGGGAAUGGCAAAACGACAGUAGCCGCACUGCUUGAAAGGUUGUACGACGUCGACGAAGGCUCAAUCAAAAUUGAUGGCACAGAUAUCAGAACAUUGAAUUCAAGUUAUCUAAGAGGCGGAGUGUUAGGUUACAUAAAUCAAGAACCUGUACUGUUCGCAACAACGAUAAUGGAGAAUAUCAGAUAUGGAAUGCAUGGAGCGACAGAUUCCGAAGUAAUAGAAGCAGCGAAAGAAGCAAAUGCGGAUGAAUUCAUUCGCAACUUUCCUCAAGAAUAUAACACUCUUGUCGGCGAAAGAGGCACGCAACUUUCGGGUGGCCAAAAGCAACGAGUAGCCAUCGCCAGAGCGCUGCUUAAAAAACCUUCAAUUCUAAUUCUGGAUGAGGCCACAAGUGCGUUGGAUUACGAAAGCGAGAGGGUCGUCCAAAGGGCUUUAGACUCCGCAGCUAAAGGUAGAACGGUUCUCAUCAUUGCUCAUAGAUUGAGCACGAUAAAAAAUGCAGAUAUUAUUGUUGUCCUGCAAAACGGUGUGAUUGUUGAGAUCGGUAAACACGACGAGCUUACGAUGAAAAAUGGAGUUUAUUACAACUUAGUGAAUCAGCAAGAGAAACAGAAGAAGGAAGAGACUGAAAACCGCCAACAUGGCUGAUUACGGUGCUGAAAUAUGUAACUCAUGCGUCAGA